Fusarium oxysporum Fo47 is the source of this 621-nucleotide messenger RNA. RefSeq lists its product as uncharacterized. The coding region runs from base 1 to 621 and encodes 206 amino acids. NCBI's taxonomy places the organism in Eukaryota, Fungi, Ascomycota, Sordariomycetes, Hypocreales, Nectriaceae. The transcript has a single exon. The record is from RefSeq and is a predicted model, not a curated record.
AUGGCCCCUUCCUGGCUUGAAAAGUUCAUUGUUCGUGGGGACGCAACUCCUGACCCCCGACGCAGCGCAGAAAAGCCCGCGCUGGAGAUGCACUACACCGCUCUUAUCGGACACCGCCGAAUCUUGGGUGUCAAUGGCGACAAAACACCUCGUUACGAAGUCGAACGGCGAGCUGUUCUGGAAAUCUGGGGAGAUAAAUGCUACGUCAAGUCUCUGCGUCAGAAUGCGGAGGUCGCUAUGAUCGACUUUCACAGCAUCCCUCCCAAGACGGAGGUCACCUUCUCACAGCAGAGUCGCACCAUCACUAUGAAGGGGGCUGAUGGAAAGUACAGUGCGGGUGGCGGUCUUGGCGAGUUACACUGGAAGCCAACGGGAAUGGUUGCUUACGGCAAAGCUUCAUGGGAGUUGAGGGACAAGACGAGUCUUGUGAUGUCAGUGACAAUUGAUGAUCAACAGAUCAAUGGAAUGAUUUGUCUCUGGAAGGAUGGUCUCACUCAAGAAGUGGAAGAGGAGCUGAUCAUGGUCGGAACCUCCAAGAUUGAGGAGUAUCGGAGGUUGAUGAGGAACUCAAAGGUAGCUGCAGUGGGCGCCGUCUCAAAUGCGUUUUGGCUAGCAGUCUAG